AUGGAAGGACGAAAAUGUGAACCACCGUACCAAUGCAUUCACUCACAAUGUGGCCUCAGUUUUUGUUGUGCGAAGCAGGGAAUGAUUUUUUUUCAAAUAAUUUGA
Molecule: messenger RNA, 105 nt
Organism: Angiostrongylus costaricensis
Lineage: Eukaryota; Metazoa; Nematoda; Chromadorea; Rhabditida; Metastrongylidae
Source: the annotation of a GenBank genome assembly